Hyalella azteca is the source of this 7012-nucleotide messenger RNA. It is a transcript of the gene Smurf, whose product is annotated as E3 ubiquitin-protein ligase SMURF2. NCBI's taxonomy places the organism in Eukaryota, Metazoa, Arthropoda, Malacostraca, Amphipoda, Hyalellidae. The coding region runs from base 40 to 3801 and encodes 1253 amino acids. The record is from RefSeq and is a predicted model, not a curated record. The transcript is spliced from 15 exons. Gene Ontology annotation, molecular function: protein binding; ubiquitin-protein transferase activity. Gene Ontology annotation, biological process: ubiquitin-dependent protein catabolic process; negative regulation of BMP signaling pathway.
UAACGGUGUAUUAAUUCCACGUGCGCCUGCUAUAGCACCAUGGCUCAGCGUAAAGAAUCCGUAAUCGAAAAGCCUCCUUCAAAAUGUUUCAUCUGCUCAAGCAUCCAUAAGAAGAUUUGCAAGAAACCGACAAAGAGCAAGAAGGUUAAAGACAUCCGACUGGAGCUACCGCCGUACACUCGUUACGAGCGUGCAAGAAGCCAAGGCAGCGAAAACCAACGUUGCGAUCACCGAAAUUCCAGUGCACACCGCACAUCAAGCGACGCUAGUCACUCUGGUCGUAGUCUUAGUCGUCGUGAAGACAGCCUGGGUAUUGUCUCACGAGCCAUCAUUAGUGGUAUUAAUGUAAUUAAGCAACAAUUUUCUCUAAGAAUAACUGCUAGUAAUUUUGUUCGUCGUAAUGAUGACCCCGAAUGUAGGGGGAAACUCAAAACUAAGUCACGCAUCGAUCACUGCAAGUGUGAUGGCAACAACUCGAGGUCUUGUGUCAAGAAAAACAAUUCAGAGCGACGACGUUCCCACAGCAGGUCUCGACAAAUCCUUCAAACGUCGCAUGUCAAUAACUAUGAGGAACAUCGCUGCCCUCGUUCCCGCGUUCGCAAUCGUCGUGCACUGAACACAAGACAGCUUUACAGUGCUGACUGCGACCGUGGCGCUGCUUCUCGUCGCCGCGUCCAGCAGUUGUCGCAAGUUGGCGAAGCAAAGCCGAAUCUCCUAACUCGUGCUGUCUUCACCGCCUCGCGCUUUCUACCACGUUCUCGUCGAACCGCUGCUGAACUUCUUGUAUUUUGUCUUCCCAAGCCUAUUGACAUCCUGGGGAGUCGCGAUGGGAUCACCAUCAGCGUGUGGAACAAACGCAAGCUGCAGAAGAAAGGCUCAAACAACGCGUUCCUGGGCAGCGUCCUGCUCACCCCCACGCUCGUCAACCAGCUCAAGGAUACCGGCUAUCAACGGCUGGAGCUGGGACGUGAUAGCAGCAACCUUCCUGACGACCCUGCGACGGGAGGAGGUGACGUGCGAGGACAGCUCAUCGUCUCUCUCAUGACGAGGGACAACAGGAGUGGCUCGUCCUCUGCUGCUGCUGCUGCCCUGGCCAUCACCAACCCUCUCAUCAGAGGGCCCGACGACCUGCCUGAGGGUUGGGAGGAGCGGCGCACCGCAGCGGGGCGCGUGUACUACGUGGACCACAACAACCGCACCACGCACUGGGAGCGCCCCAGACCCACAGCCUCCACAUCACAGCAAGCUAGCAGCUCGUCGAGCCCCAGUCGCCACUCGACGUGCUUCGCUGGUAACAUCGUCCUGACCAACCCUGCCGCGGCGCUGGCGUGCGGGGAGACUUCGUCCCUUGCUGCCGACGAGCCAAACGCGUCCACGCCCGAGAAAACCCCUGUUAGGAGGGCUCGCAGCGAGACGAUGAGUGGCAGCAACGGUGGCGGUGAUCGCAGGAGUGCCCUGGUGCUGCCCCUCACCCCCAGCCACUCCUCAGGAUCCCAUCACUCCUCCCCCAACACCCCACACGGGGAUGGCGGAGGCUCCUCAUCUCAGCAGCGUCGUCGCUCUGCCCGCCAUAGGAAUUACCUCACCAGGAACAGACUGCACGACCAGCCUGGUGAUCUGCCCGCGCACUAUGAGCUUCGCACCACUUCCCAGGGCCAAGUUUACUACUUCAACACCGAGUCAGGCGUGUCAACGUGGCAUGAUCCCAGAAUACCCCGGGACCUGGGCCCGCUGGAGGAUAGCGAGCUGGGGCCUCUUCCUACGGGCUGGGAGUUGAGGUUCACAGCAUCAGGACGACCGUACUUCCUGAACCAUGUUAAGCGCACCACACAGUUUACAGAUCCUCGGCUCUCCAACAGAAACGUCCUCAACAACAUACUCAGGAACCGCGAGAGCACUCUAGGCUCAAGUCAGGAGUCGACCUCGACCGUCAUCACCAACAUGUUAUCGGCUGUCACGAGCACACAGCCCGUCACAGUCACCAGCAGCACCAACAACACUAACAAUAAUUUGGGACCAAAUGAUACUCGUAGCGGUAGUAGCAGUAGUAAUAGCAGCACAACCACCACAACUACAAGUAGCAACCAUACCGUCGCUACUGUUGCUGGUAUACCUACAAGUGAUGACACUCUGAAUAUUGAAAAUGUAGAUCCUAUGGAGGUUCUCAUUGACUCGCUGUCGCGUUCUAGGCUGGCCAACGGCUCGACGAGUCCACACAGCAGAGUGUCUCCGCCUGCUGAUCUUGCCGCAGCGCCUAGUGAACCCGUUCCUAACGAUAAUAGUGUUACUCAUAGAACAAGUAGUAGUAAUAGUAAUAAUAGUCCUAGCGAUCAUACAUCUCCAACAUCAUCUCCAAAUGCUGCGUCUGAAGUAGUUUCUAUAGAACCUGUAGUGUCAUCGCCUCUGCCAGCUGCCUUAACCACAACUAAUCCUAUAGCUACAACUGUCACCACUUCGACUCCUACAACCGUCCCUUUGCCAAGUACCAUCACGUCCACCGCCCCUACCAGCGCAUCGAGAACUCCCAUACGUCGAGUGCCACCAUUGCCAUCCUCGUCAAGCGCUUCCUCAGCUCCUAAUCCUAACAGCAACAAAGAUCCUGCCCCUCCUACUGAUGGGGAAGGCCAUGACUGCCCGCCCAAGUAUACCCGCGACCUGGUCGCCAAACUCAACGUGCUUCGUGCGCAGCUUUCUUGUCAAGUACCUCAGAGCGGUCACUGUCGUCUGGACAUCCCCCGCACCGAGGUGUUCGAAGAGUCGUUCCGCCAGAUUAGCAAAUUACGGCCAAAGGACCUCAAGAAGAGACUCAUGGUUAAAUUCCGUGGGGAGGAAGGGCUGGAUUACGGAGGCAUUGCGCGAGAGUGGCUGUAUCUGCUGAGUCAUGAAAUGCUCAACCCAUACUACGGUCUGUUCCAGUACUCCAGGGAUGAUAUUUACACUCUUCAGAUCAACCCUGACUCCAAUGUGAACCCAGAGCACUUGGCGUAUUUUUAUUUCGUUGGCCGCGUCAUUGGACUGGCCGUGUUCCAUGGUCACUAUAUCGACGGCGGCUUCGCGAUGCCUUUCUACAAGAUGCUGCUGAACAAGCCUAUCGUCCUUGAAGACAUAGAGGCUGUUGAUCCUGAUCUCUACAGCUCACUCAACUGGAUGCUCUGCAACGACAUCACGGACGUGAUGGACAGCACAACGUUCACCGUGGAGCACGACAGGUUCGGGGUCCUGCAGCGGAAAGAGCUCAAACCGGGAGGCUCGAAAAUAUUCCUCACUGAAGACAACAAAAAAGAAUACGUUAAACUUUACGUCAAUUUCCGCUUCAUGCAGGGCAUCGAGCGCCAGUUCACGAUACUGCAGAAGGGCUUCACGGAGCUGGUAUCUCAGGAGCUGUUGGCGCCUUUUGACGAGCGGGAACUUGAGCUAAUCAUCGGUGGACUCGGCAAGAUUGACGUCGAGGACUGGAAAGCUAACACCAGACUAAAGCACUGCACCGCAGACACCCCCAUCGUGAUCUGGUUCUGGCAGAUCGUCGAGCGCUACACCGAGGAGAUGAGAGCCCGUCUACUGCAGUUCGUCACAGGCUCUUCUCGCGUUCCGCUGCAAGGGUUCAAAGCUCUACAGGGCUCCACUGGAGCUACAGGACCACGCUUGUUCACCAUUCACCUCAUUGAUGCCAAUAAAGAAAACUUGCCGAAGGCCCACACGUGUUUCAAUCGCAUCGACAUCCCUGCAUACGAGAGCUUCUCGAAGAUGUAUGAGAAACUGACGCAGGCCGUCGAAGAAACCUGUGGCUUUGCUGUCGAAUGAUGCAAUUAUUUGGUCUUCACCUCGAGUUCUGCCAGUCUUUUUGUUGAUUUUAAGGUCUUCCAUCUGGAUCUUGAGGUCUUCUGUAUUGAUCUAACUGUCUAGUUUUUUGGUCUUCCACCUUGAUCUUGAAGUCUUCUGUAUUUAUCCUAGAGCCUCGAGUCGUGUUCGUCGAGUCCACUAUGUACAUCACAGGGUAUCCAUUCUGUUUUUCAGGGCCCUGGAUCUUCAGAAUUUUUACUUGAAAUAUUUAUUAAUUAUAGUAUACCCCAGUCUAUCAUUUAGUAUGAUCAUUUCUAUCAUUCUAUCGUCUGCUUUUGUUUUGCAAUUUUGUUAUCGUCACUGAACUUGAAACCAUCAGCGUGAUCUUCAAGUUUUUAAUUUUUACGUUGGCAAUGCUAGUGUUGAUUUUAAGUUGGCCGUUUUGAUUAUAGGUAUUUUCUUCAUUGUUUUUAAUAGCAGAGCAUUUCUUACAAUUUGCUUACCUUUUUCAAGACUCAAUUUAUUCCAGUAUCUUCAGAAAGAUUUUAUCUUAAAUUUCGUUUUCCGCAUCAUUUAUGUUGAGUUUACUUCAUGCCUACCUUCCGAUAAUUUUUUCAGCAUUUUUUCGUGGAUUCCGUAUGAACUGACGAUGAUGUAGUGUGACUUAGAUCUGAUUUUUCUAGUUUGACAUCUUUUUCUGGUGAAAAAGUCCUUUUUAUGUUAUGAAAGAUGCUGUAUGUGUUGAUAUUUCUUUAUUAAGUGUUCCUUAUUUAAUAAUGUGCACUCGCUGAAUGCUUGAUUUCUCUCAGUUGUGACCCGUCAUUGACGCAUGAUUCUCAUUCAUACUCAUGUUCCUUGUGACUGAAAAUGUGCGUCGGUUAACGACGAACCUUUGCUGUGUUCAAUAUAACGAGAUUCAUGUAUAUACAGUGAAUAAAUGUUUCAGUUAUUGAGACGAUGAUGUAAUGAAAAAUUGUUCUAAUUUGAAAAUGUUUUGAAGGUGGUAUUAUGUAUAUUAUCUGACCAAUCGACCGUAAAAUUGCUUCAAAGUCUAAUUAUUUUCCAUCUCUGUAUUGAUCUUGCCUGAUUUCACGCUUUGGCUGAUUUGUUUUCAUUUGGAGGUACGUAGUAAAAAUUUUCAUCCAUUGAUUAUAGUUUUAUUGUAGCGGUGAGAACUUUUCCGCUUAACAUUGAUUCCGAAUGAAGAAUGACAUUGUCAUUCUUUUUGAAUUUGCAUGUGUUACGUUAGGAUGUCAAAUAAAGAAAGUCGCGUCUGGACUAUACUUAAUUUAUGGUUGAACAAAACACUUGAUGUCUGUAGAAAGACAUUAUCAUGAAUGGCUAUUGAAGACUACGACCAAUUGUCACCUUUUUAUUAGGAACCUUGCGGACCUCUUGUUAACUUUGAAAACAGAGUUUGUGUCCAUAUCUAUCCUGAAGCUUUGUCACUUGAAAGUUUAUUGUCUGUUAACCUAACUAGAAUCAGCAACAAAUUUUAACAGUAUAUCGUUCGCUUCUGUUAAUGGGAUUUGCUUCCAUGUGUUGUGGUUUAGUGGAUGAUUGUGGUAAUCGAUCUUCCUUCUAUUGAAUCUCGUGAAUUCUGCUCCAGUUGCUCCAGUCGAACGGGAUCAGACAAUCAUUCAUUCUCCCAGUGGUGUCUUUAUUCAACAGCCAUGUGGUUCGCAAUAAUGCAAAUGGCUAAAUGGGAAUCUGUGUGAAUGUACAAGGUAGUAACUCGUGAUGCACUAGUAUUUUCCUGGUUUAGCCGUAGUGCGUUCCACUGCCACCCCUUGCAUUUAUCCUAUAAGUGCUUCUUAAUUUCUAAGCGUGUUGUGAACCCGCCAUGUCAUGCUUGUGAGCACCUGCCUCAGGUUGAUGGACAUUGCUGUCAGUUAUGCAGUCGAGUUUCCCUCUAAAACUUCGCUUGCAGCAACAAGCAUUAAUUUUUAGUGGAGUGUUUAACCUAGUAGUGUUUCUGAUCAAUGUUUUACGCAAGUCAAUGUAUUAUACCAACUCAUAUUGUGCCAAGCUUCUUCAUGUGGAACGCUACUCUUAACACAACUUUUGUAGAAGUCAAAUUUUCUUGACGCGGGAUUUUUAUACCAGAAUGUAUGUUGUAGUUGCGUAUGCGCUGUGAUGCGGCUUCUUGUUCUGACCAUCUCCGUUUACCAUAACAUGCUCAUCCCGUGCCUUUUUUUGGCUCAAUUUAUCGUUAUAUUCGUAAUUGUGAUGAACGUUGUAGCGAGUCAAUUGUUUAUGCUUCUUUCUCAAUGUUAAAAUUAAUUAUUACCAUCGCUACUCUUUUAUACACAUGUCUUCUCACGCACCACUGAUGUCAGAUACUGAUGAGCAAAGUUGCCCUAGAGUUUAAAAUAUAUCCUGAGAAUACUUCAAAACCUUACCCUAAAUAUUUCUGGCAUUUCUCAGGUAUACAUGGAAACAUCAUAUUGCACGAGCCGAAAUUUAGAACACACGAGUUUUUCACAUGUGCCCGCUUUUGUCUCUAUUCUUUACUUUGAGUUAGCAAGGCUCGUAUAAAUUAUCGCCAUCUCCUCGCUCACUUUAACUUUCGUAGACUUAGAUAAAAUUGAAACUGUAUUUAGGAUUAUCCAACUAAAGACUGAUCAUGGAAACGACAUUCUGGUCGAAGAUUUUUUUUUUUUUCAAUGUCGCUUGCCCUUUUGUUGCAUUUUCCUUGAAAUAUUUUAAUUGACAUGAGCUUAUGUGCUAUCAGUCAAGAAUUAAUUUAAUAUUUGUUGCUGUUUUAGAAAAUUCAAGUUAUUGACUUACAAAACUGUGUAUCCCAUAAUUAAUUUCAGUCGAGUAUCUUCAUUUGUAAUCAUUUUUAUUUAUUAGUCAUUCCAUGUGACGUAGAGCAAGUUAUAUCACUACGUGUUCCUUGAAUAUAUUAAACUUAAUUUCUAGCACCCGUGUUUCUCGCCAUGAUCUUCACGACUGUCCAUUUAUGUCUUUCUUAAUUAUUUUUCUAUAUAUCUAUGUACUCACCGUAUAUUUUAAUCAGUGAUUCGUCUGCGUAUGAAGUUGAACUGUAUUUGUGAUACCUGGCGAAGUUUUCUCCAAUGAAGAGCCAGGUUUUAUUUUAAGUAUGCAAGUGUUGUACAUAUCAGCCUGCCUAUCCCGUGGGCUAGCCUCCCCUCCACUGCAGGAAAGUAGUCCCUGUGAUGUGCGCAUUUUUCUAUCAGUGCUUAUGGUAUUACACUAGCCAGUCAUU